Molecule: messenger RNA, 2815 nt
Organism: Acanthopagrus latus (yellowfin seabream)
Lineage: Eukaryota; Metazoa; Chordata; Actinopteri; Spariformes; Sparidae
Product: adenosine kinase-like
Exons: 12
Coding region: 288-1346 (352 amino acids)
Biological process (GO): purine ribonucleoside salvage
Cellular component (GO): nucleus; cytosol
Molecular function (GO): adenosine kinase activity
Source: RefSeq, a predicted model, not a curated record
AAAUCAUUCUUUUUUGCUAAAUCACUGCACUUCCUGUUAACCACAUGGUUCACCUGUUUUCCCACUGGCAUCAAACGCAGCACAGAAGGCUUGACAAUAAUUGGACCAUGUGUAGCCAAUCAUAGGCCUGGAGUAUACUAUAGCCCGCCCACUUCCUCCAACAACCAGUCAAUGUUGGCGAAAGUGCGGCCACAGUUCCUGUAGUCAAAAAGCACAUUGCCUUGACAGAGAGGAGGAAGCUGCUAACCAUUUACUCAUCAAGUGAGGCUGCUGAGUUUUCUGACACUAUGCCAACUGCCAGUGAAAACACACUCUUCGGGAUGGGAAAUCCCUUGCUCGACAUUUCAGCUGUUGUGGACAAAGAUUUCCUUGACAAGUUCGGACUGAAGCCUAAUGACCAGAUCCUCGCUGAAGACAAACACAAGGCCUUGUUUGAAGAAAUCGUCAAGAGGAACAAAGUUGAGUACCACGCCGGAGGUUCGACCCAGAACUCGGUGAAAAUUGCUCAGUGGAUGAUCCAGAAGCCCCACAAGGUGGCUACUUUUUUCGGGUGCAUUGGUAACGACCACUUUGGGGAGAUCCUGAAGAAGAAGGCCGAAGAAGCCCAUGUCGACGCUCAUUACUACGAACAGAACGAGGAGCCGACCGGUACCUGUGCAGCCUGUAUCACCGGGGACAAUAGGUCCCUCGUUGCUAACCUGGCAGCGGCAAACUGCUACAAAAAGGAAAAACACCUGGACUUGGACAGCAACUGGGAGCUGGUGAAGAAAGCCAAGGUCUAUUAUAUUGCGGGGUUUUUCCUGACCGUGUCCCCGGAGUCAAUCCUGAAGGUGGCGAAGCACGCGUCAGAUAACAACAAAAUCUUCUGCAUGAACCUCUCAGCACCUUUCAUCAGCCAGUUCUUUAAAGAGCCCUUGAUGAAGGUCAUGCCUUACGUCGACAUCUUGUUUGGCAAUGAGACGGAGGCGGCCACAUUUGCCAAAGAGCUGGGCUUUGAGACAGAUGACAUUGCGGAGAUCGCAAAGAAGACCCAAAACCUCCCGAAGAACAACACAAAGAGGCAGCGAGUGGUGGUCUUCACCCAGGGCAAGGACGACACUGUUGCAACUGUUGAGAGACUCGGUAUAAUAAAAGGUGAGACGGUGACCAUGUUCCCUGUUGUGGACAUCGACCAGAACGCCAUCGUGGACACUAAUGGAGCCGGAGACGCCUUUGUGGGAGGAUUCCUCUCUGCGCUGGUCCAGGAGCACAAGCUGGAGGAGUGUAUCCGGGCCGGACACUACGCCGCCAACGUCAUCAUCAAACGGGUCGGAUGCACCUUCCCAGAGAAGCCAGACUAUCAGUGAUGCAUCCGAGCAACAAAUAUUUGUCUUGUUCACAAGAUACUUGUAUAUGUAUGCUUCAGGAUUGUAUGUACAUUUUUUUCUAUUUUCAGUAACUGACUGCAUGGGACUAAGUGCUGCAGCUUGAAUAUUUUAUUUUAAGCUGUAAUAAUCAAACUCAGAUGUUUUUAAUAUAAUUCAAACACUGUACUGGUAUCAAUUAUUGGAUUUUUUUGUGUCUAAAGGAGCAUUCUGCUGAAAAUUAUUAUUAUUAUUAACUAUUAUUUCAUGUUUCAGAAAACAAACACCUGUAGGUCUAUAAGGUGCGAAAAAAUGUCUAUGUCUAUGUCUAUGUGUAGAAGCUACUCAAGCAUGGAUCCUCAUCAUCUGUAUGUUAAAACCGGGAUACUUUGGAUCAUAUUGACGAGAUGUAUCAGUAGUUGUCGAAGUGCAUUAUCCUCAAGGGUACGUUUUGAAAAGUUUCUAUCGACAGACAUGUGGCGCUGAGAAAAGUUAAUUUUUUUUGCUUCUAACCGAAGGACAGCAGCUGUAGUCCGCUUCAAGAUACAAUCAAUUUCCACGGUGACCCAGAGUCAACGGCUGAAAAAAAAACCUUUUCAGACUUCUCAAACCAUUCCUGCUGCACCUUCUACUCUCAAUCCUCGCGCUGACUUUAUUCCAAACAAUUAUGGCUUCACCUAUAAACUGCUAAUCAAACUAAUUGCAUUGGAGCUCCUGAGCUAGAAGCUGGCAUGCAAAAGAAGUGGUGUGUUCAGAAGUGUAAACUGCGAGUGCCAUCAGUCACAAAGCAGCAAGCUGCAAACUUUUUGGAGCCUUUUUCAAGCCUGCAGGGGUUGAGAGCUGCGAUACUUAUGUACUGUAAAAUGUAGAACAUUUUCAGCUCAAUGUUCCUUUAAAGGAUAAGGUCACCAGAAAAAUGAAAUUCCUGUCUUUAUCUGCUCACCCCCAUGCUGAUGGAAAACCGCGUGAAGUUUCAUGUAGUCUACAAAAGUUUUCUUGAGCCUCACAGCAAAAACAACGUUAGAGACGCCAGACAGGGGUUCGUAUUAAAAUGUAAGAAAACAACAGGAUAUAUAAAAGCAUAAAAAGCCUCCAUAAAGCUUUUUAGGUGUAAUCCAAGUCUCCCAAACCCCCCGAGAUCCCAAAUUGAUUUUUAAAAAGGUGAUGUUUGUUCUUCCACAGACUUGGAUUACGCCGGAUGAGCUUUAUGCAGCCAUUAUAGUUUCUGUUUUAAAACAAGUCCCCAGCCACCUCAGUUUGAGGAGAAAUGCUGCACCGCAAAACUUCACCUGAUUUUCCAGUCGGCGUAAGGGUGGGAAGAUCACGACGGAAUUUUUUUGUUUUUUAAUUUUUUUUUUUUUAAACAGCUCCAGAAUUCAUGGAUGGGACACCGUUAUCAGUGACAGUAGCCAUGGGACGAAACUGAAAGGAAUGUUCUUUGUUAUCACACGAAUAAAACGAUACGAAACUCA